This is a messenger RNA of Neoarius graeffei (lesser salmon catfish), 2561 nucleotides long. RefSeq lists its product as uncharacterized. The transcript has 6 exons. Lineage: Eukaryota; Metazoa; Chordata; Actinopteri; Siluriformes; Ariidae. The record is from RefSeq and is a predicted model, not a curated record. The coding region runs from base 175 to 930 and encodes 251 amino acids.
ACAGAGCAGAGAGGUCUACAUCAGCCUUGUGUGUGUGUGAUAUCUUCCUUCUCUUCUUUUUUGAUUUCCCACCAGGAUUUAUACUUUUGUUGUAGAUUACAGAGCAAAGUUUACGGUCAUUCCACAACUUCGUGUUCAGAAUGAGGACUGGGAUCUAAUUCUCUUUGGUGGACAAUGAAGUGUAUCCAGCUUUGGCAGACUCUGUGGCUGCUGACCUCGAUGUACCUGAAAACAUCUCUGAGUAUCAGUGUGACGUUCCCUAACAAACAGCCUCUAUACAUAGCACUGGGCAGAACUCUGGUUCUAGAAGCUGAGUUUCAACUCCAGCAGGGUGAAAGCAUUAUAUUACGAACAUGGGAACUUAAGAACAGUUACGGGGAAGUCAGAGUGGCAGAAGGAGACAAGACAACUAACAAGAGGACAGCUGUAUUGAAGAAAGGAGCACUGUUGAGGAUUAAUGAAGUCCAAGACAGUGAUUAUGGAACCUACAAGGUUACCGUCACAGCUGCCAACGGGUAUCAAGUGUCUGAUUCUCGUCAAGUGCUACAAAUAACAAGUCCUCCAGAAACUUCACUCUUCAUGCAAUGUAGGAUCCAAAGUGAGGGAGCACAGUGGGACAGAUCUGUGUUUUCAUGGCACAUGGAUGGAAUCGAAAUCACUAAUCAGACUGGUGAGCUGUCUGAAGAUGGCAGCACACUCCGUUUGAAAAACCUGGGACAAAAUUAUACCUGCAUUACGAACAGUAGUCAAGGGAUAAGUGAAGUGGACGUGAGUGUAAAAGCCAACCCAGAGUCAAAACCAGAACCCGACGAAUGUUCCUGCACUGUAUGGACUGUGUUUGUAGUCCUUGAACUCAUCAUUAUCAUUGGCUUGAUUUGUGGAUACUGGUAUAAGAAGAAGGCCUCCAAUACUCAUAAUACAAGCUACUGAGAGCGUGACUCCUUCUGAACGAGGAUCUCUGACCCUACAACACUUCCUGCUGUAACACUCAACCAAAGAGCAUCUUUUUUAAUUUAAAUGUAUUUAGAUUCUAUUUAUUUAGAAAGAGAUUAUUUCUAUCUAAGAAUAUAUGUUUGUGACACUAUCUUAUUAGUUACGCUUAUCCUGUACCCUGGGCAAUUUAGCAGAUACGCUUAGCAUACAGGUGACCUUGUAAAGUGUAUUUAUUGGCUUUGCAUCUACUAACUACAGUCCACUGGUCCACUUGUGGAGGAAUUGCAUCUACCAUGUGCACCUGUAUGUGAAGUGUGUCUAAUAAAUCCUGUGGUGCUCUAUAUAGUACUGUGCAAAAGUCUUGGGCACAUCUCAAGAAAUACUGUAAAGCAAAGAUGUCUUCAAAAAUAAUGAAAUGAAAAAUGUUUUUACAGUUAAAAAAAUACUAUAAAGAUCAGUAACCAGUAAUAAAUGAAACAAAGUCAGUAUUUGGUGUGAGAUGACCCUUCGCUCUAAAAGUGAGUGCAGUUUUAUAAGGCAACGAGCUGUAGGUUUUACUGGGAUCAGGACGCGUCGUCCAAUAGUUGAGACAUUUUGUCCAAAGCCUUUUUCAGACGCACUAUCAAUUAUUUUAUACAACCCCGAUUCCAAAAAAGUUGGGACAAAGUACAAAUUGUAAAUAAAAACGGAAUGCAAUAAUUUACAAAUCUCAAAAACUGAUAUUGUAUUCACAAUAGAACAUAGACAACAUAUCAAAUGUCGAAAGUGAGACAUUUUGAAAUUUCAUGCCAAAUAUUGGCUCAUUUGAAAUUUCAUGACAGCAACACAUCUCAAAAAAGUUGGGACGGGGCAAUAAGAGGCUGGAAAAGUUAAAGGUACAAAAAAGGAACAGCUGGAGGACCAAAUUGCAACUCAUUAGGUCAACUGGCAAUAGGUCAUUAACAUGACUGGGUAUAAAAAGAGCAUCUUGGAGUGGCAGCGGCUCUCAGAAGUAAAGAUGGGAAGAGGAUCACCAAUCCCCCUAAUUCUGCGCCGACAAAUAGCGGAGCAAUAACAGAAAGGAGUUCGACAGUGUAAAAUUGCAAAGAGUUUGAACAUAUCAUCAUCUACAGUGCAUAAUAUCAUCAAAAGAUUCAGAGAAUCUGGAAGAAUCUCUGUGCGUAAGGGUCAAGCCCGGAAAACCAUACUGGGUGCCCGUGAUCUUCGGGCCCUUAGACGGCACUGCAUCACAUACAGGCAUGCUUCUGUAUUGGAAAUCACAAAAUGGGCUCAGGAAUAUUUCCAGAGAACAUUAUCUGUGAACACAAUUCACCGUGCCAUCCGCCGUUGCCAGCUAAAACUCUAUAGUUCAAAGAAGAAGCCGUAUCUAAACAUGACCCAGAAGCGCAGACAUCUUCUCUGGGCCAAGGCUCAUUUAAAAUGGACUGUGGCAAAGUGGGAAACUGUUCUGUGGUCAGACGAAUCAAAAUUUGAAGUUCUUUAUGGAAAUCAGGGACGCCGUGUCAUUCGCACUAAAGAGGAGAAGGAUGACCCAAGUUGUUAUCAGCGCUCAGUUCAGAAGCCUGCAUCUCUGAUGGUAUGGGGUUGCAUUAGUGCGUGUGGCAUGGGCAGCUUACACAUCUGGAAAG